AUGUCAAAUACGGAUAAUUCGAAGACAACAUCAACAACUACAGAAAACAAAUUAGAUGAUCUUGUAUCACAACUUCGACAAACAAUUAAUAAAAGUGAUUGGCUUAUACAUAAUACUUCAGCUAAAUGGGAACAAGAAAAUCCUGACUUAGCUAAACAAUGGCGUGAAGCUAUAAAAAUUAAUCAACCUAAUGACUCAACCGAACAAUAA
Messenger RNA from Rotaria sordida, 210 nucleotides. Lineage: Eukaryota; Metazoa; Rotifera; Eurotatoria; Philodinida; Philodinidae. The record is from the annotation of a GenBank genome assembly.